Messenger RNA from Knipowitschia caucasica, 2268 nucleotides. The record is from the annotation of a GenBank genome assembly. Lineage: Eukaryota; Metazoa; Chordata; Actinopteri; Gobiiformes; Gobiidae.
AUGCGCCAGGGGAAAGUUGAGAGCCUUCGUUUCCUCCUAUUUCUUGCGCACUUGACGCACUUGACGUACGCUGGUGCCAAAGCUGCAGCCUUGGUCUCUGGCCGUGGGGAGCUGGGCGCCCUCUGUCCGCUCGGACACUUCCCCUGUGGAAACAUGAGCGAGUGUCUGCCCCAGGCCUCUCAGUGCAACGGCCUCAAGGAGUGUCCCAAUGGAGCUGAUGAGCGCCACUGUGGUGACAACGCGGGCUGGGCCGACCUGUUCGGGCGAGUUCUGCAAAACACCAGCCCAGAGCAUUACAACAUCCUCAACGAAUGCGUGCUGGAGGAUUACCCAGAAAGCUGUGACUGCAUCCGGACGGAGGUCAUCUGUGUGAUGGUGGGUCUGCAGGACGUCCCCACGCUGCCCCCAAACGUCACCUGGCUGUCCCUCAGAAGUAAUCAAAUCAGGACGCUGUCGGACUAUGUCUUCUCUGAGUACUCUGCGCUGGAGAGAUUGUUCCUUCAAAACAACAGUCUGCAAGUCAUCUCCAAAAAUGCCUUCAGAGGUCUAUACAGCUUGAAACGAUUGUUCCUGAGUGAAAACUUGAUUUUGUCGCUGAGUCCUGGAGUGUUCUCCGACCUGCACCAGUUGGAGUGGCUGAUGUUGGACCAGAACCCUCUCACCAGCUUGUCCCGGGACACCUUCUUAGGGCUUCAGUCUCUCGUGUUCCUGUCGAUGGUGCACACGUCCCUGAAGCAGCUCCCUCUGCCCAGCUUCUGUCAACACAUGCCCUCCCUGGACUGGCUGGACCUUGAAGGGAACCAGAUCCAGACCCUGAACUUCUCAAUCCUGGAGUCGUGCAGUAAACUGGAAGUGCUGCUUCUGAUGGACAACCAGAUCAACAUCGUUCCGGAGAACACCUUCCAGUCCCUGUGGAAACUCGCAGAACUUAACCUGUCCAGUAAUCGCAUCAGAGAGCUUCCUAAAAACACCUUCAAGAGCCUGGCCAAGUCGCUGCUCAAACUAAAUAUCUCUCACAAUCCUCUGCUGCGCGUCCACUCCGCCCACUUCAGUCACCUGACACUGCUCCAGUCCCUGGACUUGGAAGGAAUUGAAAUCCAGAAUAUUCAGACGAAGAUGUUUCUCCCGAUGAAGAACCUCUCCCACAUUUACUUCAAGACAUUCCAGUAUUGCUCGUACGCCCCCCACGUCCGCUCCUGUAAGCCCAACACCGACGGCAUCUCUUCGUUCGAGGACCUCUUGGCGAACAUGGUGCUGCGAGUGUCGGUCUGGGUCAUGGCCUUCAUCACCUGCUUCGGGAACCUCCUCGUCAUCGGCAUGAGGUCUCUGAUCCGCGCCGAGAACAACCUGCACGCCGCCUGCAUCAAAGUGCUCUGCUGUGCAGACUGUCUUAUGGGGGUAUACCUCUUCUUCGUGGGGAUUUUCGACGUGAAAUUCCGGGGGCAAUACAACCGGAACGCCCUGAUGUGGAUGGAGAGCGUGGAGUGUCGCACAAUAGGGUUCCUGGCCAUGUUGUCGUCAGAGGUUUCUGUCCUUCUCCUGACUUAUCUCACUCUGGAAAAGUUCCUCGUCAUCGUCUUUCCCUUCAGUAACCUGCGACCGGGGAAACUCCAGACUGGGGUGGUGCUGUCGUCCAUUUGGGUGGUGGGCUUCAUCAUCGCAGCGGUGCCUUUGAUGAACGAGGAGAUCUUUGGGAAUUACUACGGCCACAACGGGGUCUGCUUCCCGCUGCACUCGGACCGGCAGGAGAAGCCCACCGCCAAAGGGUACUCCAUCGGGAUCUUUCUCGGCCUGAACUUGGUGGCGUUCCUGCUGAUCCUCUGCUGUUACUCCAGCAUGUUUUACUCCAUCUACAAAACGGGAAUCAACGCCACGGACCUGAGGAGCCGCCUGCACAAGGACGUGGCGGUGGCAAACAGGUUCUUCUUCAUCGUGUUCUCUGACGCCCUCUGCUGGAUCCCCAUAUUCUUGGUCAAAAUCCUGUCUCUGCUGGAGGUGGACAUUCCUGGCACCAUUUCCAGUUGGGUGGUCAUCUUCAUCCUGCCCAUAAACAGCGCCCUGAACCCCAUCUUGUACACCCUGACCACCAGCUUCUUCCGGGAGCAGGUGGAGCUGCUGCUGUGCCGCUGGCAACGCAGGCACAUCCUAAAGAAGGACAGAAAGAGCCUCACCUCCUCCACAAUAUUCAUGGAGGCUCCGCGAGGAUGCUACCAGCCCCCGGCCUAUCUGCAGCAGGUGUCAUUGACUGGUGACCCCCGCUAUGCCUGA